Molecule: messenger RNA, 399 nt
Organism: Toxorhynchites rutilus septentrionalis
Lineage: Eukaryota; Metazoa; Arthropoda; Insecta; Diptera; Culicidae
Exons: 2
Coding region: 1-399 (132 amino acids)
Source: RefSeq, a predicted model, not a curated record
AUGGCUUCCGCCGAGGGCCACCACAGCGAAAUUGCUUCACUCGAUCUAGCCAAAGCCUACGAUACCACAUGGCGCCAUAACAUUAUCGAUCAACUCCACCGAUGGGGUUUUGAAGGAUCCCUCUUCAACAUUCUUCGCUGUUUCCUCACCAAUCGAAGCUUUCAAGUCUACUUCGGAGGAGUACUUUCGGAUCACCGUUGCCUAGAAAACGGAGUACCACAAGGUUCGGUUCUAUCAGUUUCCCUCUUCCUCGUUGCUAUGCAGUCGGUUCUAGAGGUUAUCCCUAAAAACACCGAGGUACUGGCCUAUGCAGACGAUCUACUGCUGAUGGCAAGAAAUCCUUUCCCAGAAAUGGCCCGCAGAAGACUGCAGGAAGGAAUCUCGGCUGUUAGUAACUAG